Molecule: messenger RNA, 966 nt
Organism: Myxocyprinus asiaticus (Chinese sucker)
Lineage: Eukaryota; Metazoa; Chordata; Actinopteri; Cypriniformes; Catostomidae
Product: homeobox protein DBX1-B-like
Exons: 4
Coding region: 1-966 (321 amino acids)
Biological process (GO): regulation of transcription by RNA polymerase II; cell differentiation in spinal cord
Molecular function (GO): DNA binding; DNA-binding transcription factor activity, RNA polymerase II-specific
Source: RefSeq, a predicted model, not a curated record
AUGUUGCCGAGUGUUAUUGCGCCACCAGCGAUGUACCCGAACUAUCUGCGGCCCUCGGCGGCGCUUUCCUUCCCUCCCUCUUUACAGACGUCGUUUACCACGCGCUCGAGUUUCCUGGUGGAGGACCUGUUGCGGAUCAGCAGACCUGCCACCUUCAUGCACAGGAGCAUCCCAUCUCCAAGUGCAUCUCCUCCAGCCACGGGAGCCACAACUCUGAAUAACACCUCUCCAGUCCAAGUUGCCAUGUCUACCUCUAUGCCAAAAAGAUCAAGCUCGCCUCAAACAUCGAUUUCCAACAACGAUCCAAAUUAUUUGAAAUUUGGAGUGAAUGCAAUUCUUGCGUCAACAACGCGAAACUCUUCACCACCACCUUCAGUGCAAGGGAUGCACGCGAAAACAUUUCCGUUCCAGUGUUUUGAUGGUUCAUUCCACCCAUUCAUCAGAGCAUCAUAUUUUCCAGUAUCGACUUCAGCAGUGCCUAUUCCCGGAACGUUCGCAUGGCCCCUCACAGCUCGUGGGAAGCCGAGAAGAGGAAUGCUCCGACGGGCCGUCUUCUCCGACGUGCAGCGCAAAGCCCUGGAAAAGAUGUUCCAGAAACAAAAGUACAUCAGCAAACCAGACAGAAAGAAACUGGCGACAAAACUUGGUCUCAAAGACUCUCAGGUAAAAAUAUGGUUCCAAAACCGAAGAAUGAAAUGGCGCAAUUCCAAAGAAAGAGAGCUUCUGUCGUCAGGAGGCUGCAGGGAACAAACUUUACCUACGAAAAUGAACCCUAACCCCGACUUGAGCGACGUUGGAAAAAAGUUUGAAAAUGACGAGUGUCUGAGGGGAGAAAGCCCACGCGCGCCUUUCUGCCAGCCUCGCGAGCUCUUCCACAACGCUGAUUUACAUUUCCCGCCAUCAUCAAUUUCCUGCAAGCACUCAGACUUUUCAGAAUCAGAGGACGAUGAAAUAACCGUGUCAUAA